GCACUAUUGGUGUCCUCUGCAAGGGAGCACUGAUAGGGGGCUGGCUGUAAAUUGACGUGGCAUGGAAAAUCUCUGCUAGUUUCUAGCAGCUCUAACAUCGCUGCAAAAUCAAGCCUACUCAUACUGAGUUUGUAGCUUGAAAACAUUACAGGCUUACUGUUUAUAUAUACGUACAAGAAAAUGAAUGGAAAGUACCCUCAUCUUUUGAUUUGGGAAGCAGACUUUUUCUGUAUUUGGAUUUACAGCUAAUAGAAAACAAAAUCAAAGGGAAUUGAUUACUUUUUUUUUACUUUUUUUUUUUUUUGUGUGUGAGCAGCAGAUCUCGUUGCUUCCCCCUCCUUUUCCUGCGAUUUAAUCAUUUGCAGAUCUUGCCAUGGGGUGCGGACUGAGAAAGCUGGAAGACCCAGAUGAUAGCAGCCCUGGAAAAAUUUUUUCUACAUUGAAGAGACCACAAGUUGAAACAAAGACAGAAUCUGCUUAUGAAUAUGUAUUGCUGGAUUUUACAUUAGAAGCUUCCUCAAGUCCUGAAGUUAUCAAAAUCAGUUCUGUGUUGGAUAUAACAUCUAAGGUGGAAGAAUAUUACAACAAAGGAUAUGUUGUAGGAGCUAUUCAUCCUAUUCUACUGCCAAUUGGACAUAGAAGGAAUUUCCCUGCAAGUCAUAUGUAUCGGGUGGUACUUUCAAGAUUAAAAUUAAGCCAGAAGCAUGCAGCACCCAGAGGACAAAGGCACCCCAGGCUGGUGAUUGAGGAAUGUCCUUUAACGCAUGAAACACUGACAAAUGAGGUAGUGAAAGAACUUUUAGAAAAGGUUAAUGAAGCAGCUAAACGAGGAAAGAAGUUUGUGGGCUUUGUAACACAACAUUUUCCUCAACCUAAAGCCUGUAAUGGAACAAGCACAGAUGGAAAUGCAGAGCUGGAAUCAACACUGGGCAGAAGACACAGGGAACCCAGAAGAAGAAUUUCUGAUGAAGACUACAAAAACUGGAAUGAAAGGUCACUGUGUGGUCACUCAUCUGAGAGUGGGAAUGAAGAGGAAAUGCAAGCAGAGAGUGGACUGUUACAGGAUGCAGAUUUCCAGUUUGGAAAAGAAGUCAGUUCUGUUAAGCCACAAGAAGGAGACGACAAGCUGUAUACAGUCUUCAAUGUUUUUGAUGAUGACUCUACCUGCUGGACCUAUCAUGAGGGCAUCUUGUCCGUGAAAGUAACAAGAAAGGGACCAGUUAUUAGUACACUGGAAGCAGACUGGCUAGAACUAACUACAUUUUAUUAUAAACAAGGAUUGUCCUUAACAGAUUCUUUUGUACACUGGGAAACUUCUAAAGGUGAUUAUUUGCCCAAAUCUUUAGAAGGAAUAUUUAUCUACGAAGAAGAAGGUGCUGGGGUUCCAGGUUCUAACAGGAAAGGAAAUGAUGCAAUAGUAGUUGAACAAUGGACAGUUAUUGAGGGGUGUGAAAUUAAAACAGAUUACGGACCUUUAUUGCACACACUGGCUGAGUUUGGAUGGCUCCUGACCUGUGUCCUGCCUACACCUAUUGUACGACAUGACAGUGAAGGAAACCUGGCCACAAAGCAAGUUGUUUUUCUUCAGAGACCUGUUAUUUGGAAUUCUGCUGUCCAGACGCCAGAGAAGAAAUCCUUAAGGCAAGUUAUUGGGGAGGAAAAAAGCAGAGUUGGUAGCAGAAGUGUUGGAUUAGACACAGCUACUUCUCACCCUGUAGAAACUGGACAAGCACCUGAUGAGUUUCAUCUGUCUCCUUCUAAACAAUGUUGGAUCAAAGAGGCCUCCUCCCAGUAUGGAGGCUUUCCCAGAUUCAGUAGCAGUGAUGGAGUAUUAAGAGAACUGGAUGAUGGACAAUUUGACCAGGAAGAUGGAGUCACUCAGGUCACAUGUAUGUGAUGAAGUAAGUAACUGCAACAGAUGGACAUGUACAUAAUUCACACAAAUGUAAAACAAACCAAGUCCAUGCUACUUUGAAUGCAUUGAUAUAAUCCUAUGACUUUUCCCAGACUCAUUUUGUAUUUUUGACUGUAGUAAGCCUACUGUAGUAAUAAUACUACUGCAAAAUGCUUUGGCUUCCUGUCUCUCUUUGAUAGAAUAACUACCUGACUGGGUGCUUUGCUAACUUUUGUUCAUCUUUUUUGACAAACAAGGAAGCAAAUGCUGCAAAACAAUGACAGUUUGUCUUCUGUAAGAAAGAAAGGAAUGUGGAUGUUUGGUGUUUUCCACAAGCUGAAAGUGUGUUUUGUUGUUGUUGUUUGUGUUUUGUUUUGUUUGUUUUUUUCCACAAGGGUAUUGUAAAUAUUGGGGGGGGGGGGAAGGACAAGAAAAAUUAAAUAUCUCCAUAUUGUUAAGUUUUAAUGAGAUUUUCACUUUACUUGCUUUGUCUAAGCUCAGAAACCUAGAGAAAUACAAGUCAUAUGCUAGACAGUUAAUAAUUUAAGCUGCAUUCAGACCUGGUAUGUACAGAAAACCUCUGGAGGCAGACAGUUGCUCCUGUAAUACUAUCUCAGCUCUGCGGCAUUUACCAGGGUUCCAUGUACACGUAAGCCAAAAGCUAUCCCAGCAUUCAGCUUUGUGUGUAUAUAUACAAAAACUUACUCGUGAGGAAAUGAAGAGCCUCUCGCCUUCCAAAAGGUAACUUGCAUUCUAUGAAAAAGUAGUUUGAGAAACUGUAAGAAGCACCAACAGCCAGGUGCAAAAUGAUACUAAUAAUAUACAGGGGGGAGAAGUAGAUAAAAUGUAAUAUUAGAUGAGAGACUUUUUACAAAUAUGUCGAUGUAUAUGCAAAAUAAAAUUUCUGCUAAUUGUAUAUCACACUAGAUGAAUGAUAUCCAAUUGCAUCAAAUAGCAGAAGCACUGUUCACAGGAAAGACUGAAGCUCUUUGGCUUCUGUCCUCACUGUGGGGAGGAGUUAAGACUGGCUUCUGGGAGAAGAGGCACGUACAGGAAUUAUUUUUAUGGUGCUGUCUUGAAAUUACAUCUGGCAAUAAAUAGUUCAGCUUCCAUCUAAGCUGAUCUACUGCAGUAGCUGGGAAACAAAAGCCACAGGAAAAGACAUUCUGCUUUUUUUUCUUUUUUCAGAUCAUUGUUGGUAUUUCACGUAAAAUACUGUAACUUAGUUACUGUCUGUAAGAAGCUUUUACUAAGGGAAAUUUCAAGUUUUAAUUAAAAAUGUAAAUGAGAAGCUGAAGAAAAUUGCAUGAUAAAGGUGAUUGUAAAUAAAAAUGUAUUUUUGAAGAAGUUCUAGAAGCAAAAACUUCUAAGUGCUUGUCACUCUCAAGCUAAGAAAAUAACCUGAUUCAGGUGAAAAAUCAAGACAGAACUGAGCAAAUGUAUUCCCAGCCUUUCUCUCAAGGUUUGUGGUACAGCAUGCCAUCAGACAGGUAUAAAAAUCACCUGCCUCUGGUGGCAGUGUUCCACCAGAUGCCGUAGAAGUCUCUUUGCCCACACUGGGAUGACGGCACCAGCACAGUGGGCACAGGAAUGCAGUGACAGCAAUGCCAGCAACUGACUCAGAGCACCUUCAGGAUGAACAGAAUGGGGGCAAUUCAGCCUGCGAGCUCCAGGGCAGGGAGCCACGCAGAAUGGACUCUGGCAGGAGCUGCUUCUUGCAAUGAGCAAGAAAUAGUUCAUGAAAGAAAAAAAGUUGCACGUGCUGUGAUAAGCAGAAGUAGCACGAAGCUUUACUACUAUUUCAAUUUAUUUUUACAGGGCCUUAUCCACUUGUAUGAGGUUUGAUUGUUGUACUAGGGGCUUGAAAGGAUGAUGGCUUUGGAGUUGCUUCCCAGUUUCAUGGUAAAAACUGUUGCAGGUUUGUUAUUAUUUUUUUCCUUUGGAAGAGCAAUUCCUAACAACUAUUUGCAGCAGAUUUUAUCCCUCUCCUGUUCAUCUUCACCAAACCCUGGUUCUGGAGACAACCUUUAAAUUUAUCUAAUUUUCCUGUUGCACCUUAUUGGAAAGUGCAGCUUCUCUCUUCUCACAUGAAUUUCUUAAGAAAAAUACCAGCAGUCUGGCAAAGUGUUCCCUGCUCAAUGGGAGGGUGCUAGCCAGGCGCUCCUCCCAGAGCCUGAUCCAACCCCUGUCUUCUCACACAGCCCACUGAGUAGCAGUCAUUCGAUAGCAGGCAUCUCCCCAUGGUACUACAGAUGGGGAAGAACUGAUGAAAAGAUACAUCUGUCCCUGGCAGAAAGAUAAGUAAUUUCAGCAUAUUAAAAAAGGGACAACAGCUGGUCUUGUAAAACUUGGAAUAUAAUGCUCUACUUCUAAAAAUAUUUGUCAGAAGUAAUCAAAAGAAAAAAAAAACACUCUCACAUGUGCAAUUAAUGGUGGUUCUGCGUACAAGUCAAAGUUGUAGAAAGCAGCAAAAAUUGGUCAAAAAACUAGGAACUCUGAAUAUUCCAAGUUAAAGCUUUUAAUGUGUAUAAGAGAAAUUACCUUUUAUAAAGUAGUAUCACUGUUUAAGAUAGUUAACAGCAGUAAAUUGUAAAACAAAACCGAACUGCAAAUAUUUAUAUAACACAUUAUAAUGUAUAAAGUACUAAACUAAAUGCAGUUACUCUUUCUAGAAUGCAUUUAUUGGAUAAAAAGGAAUCAUUUCACUUUUGAAAUCUUUUCCAGGUAGCGAAUUUUUCCAGGUAGCGAAAAUGCAGAAAACUCAAAACUAGCAUCCAGACGUUUUUUUAAAAAAGCUCUUCCCAUAUGAUUAAUGAAGUAUAAAGUAUAAACAAAGAAGAUUCAAUUUUUGCAACAAAGGUAGUCUGGAUGUCCACAGGUACAUUUUAGAAUAUUCCCACUUGAAGCUUUAAGAAAUUUCUUUAAGAAUUUUCUUAAAUUGUAGGCCACGGAAAGGAAUGUGGCUUUAUUUCAGAGUUUCAGCUGUACUUUAGUCCUUGCUCUUGAAUCUCAGUAGGUUUUGAUUGUGUUGCAAGCUUCUGUAAAUUUAUUUCUAGUCUUUUUAAUUUGGUGUAAAUAUGCUAAAUUGCUUCCUUUAAACCCCUUUAGAAAUGCCUGUUUAGGUAAGGACAGCUGGUUAUUUUUUUAAUGCCAUUUGUUUUGCAUACAGUACGUAAAGUUGUCCCUGCUGUACAAACACUAAUCUAGAGUGUUUUCCUAGUUCUCUGUUGUCUUUCACCUCGCAGGGCUACAUUUGGGCUCUGUACUGCACACAAACAAAAUUUAAUUCUUCACCUUGAAAAAAAAAAUGACAACCUGGCAGGAGACAAGAUAGAAAUGUGUAAAGGGAGUGGCACGGAGAAGGUAGCAAAGGAAUAAAUUCUUCAGUAUUCUAAUUCAAGGGAAUCAUGGAAAUGGUAAGUAGCAGAUUUGAACCAAGUGAAGGUACUUAUUUGGCUGGCUGUUAACUGCUUGCCACAGGAUGUUGUAUGUAAAACUACAUGGAUUUAAAAAUCCUGAAAGGGAAAAAAAAAAAAAGCUCUCUGAAAGUCACUGAACCAGACUGAAACUGUUGGAGACUAUAAGCAGUGGUUUGACUGACUUGUGUGCGCAUCCUGUUCCUUCUAUUUCUUGUAAGGACCAGUUCUUCAUCCUUGAGUUAGCUGGAUUGAGCAGGACCAUUGUGGGAGUGUAACUGAGAAUGGUUUCUUGCUGCAAAACUUCUUUUAAAAAAUCUGGGAGUAAAUUGAUUGCUCAGUCUGUGUGAAGACUGUACACAAACCAUUUGACUUCAUGCACUAGUUGAAGAGCACAGAUUAAACAACCUGUCUUCCUAGGGCAUGGAUGCUGAAACAAAUAGUUGAAAAUGCUUUUAAAAGAAGUGAUGCAAAAUCUUCUCUUUCUUUGCCGUGAAAAAUUCUGAAAACCAACUCAUCUUAUGUGGGAAAGAAAGAAGGGGAGGGUACAUUUUGCGUUGAGGGGGUUCUAUUUAAAGCUAUGUGUUUCAGUAUGUUCUUAAACUGAAGCAUUAAGUUAUGACUCUACUAAUCGUAAAUUACUAGCAGCUCCUGUUAGCAAGCUUUUUUAUAUGCUCUUAUUGCACACACACUCCUCAUUUUACUCAAAUGUAUUUUACAUACUUCAUUAUCUCAAGCCUUUUUAUUGAAUUGUGGCUCAAACUUUAAGCCUGGAUGCAUCCUCUGACCCAAAAAAAAAAAAAAGUACACUAAUAUCAUGGCUUCAUCUGCGAGUCUGAACUUCAAUAGAUGAGUCCCUCACCUGUAUGUGACAACAAAAAUACGACUAUUAAAAAACAAAGAUGGAAAGACAUUAAUGCUGUUCCCAAUUAUACGUCAUCUUAAAGUGUUAGGACAGGAAAUACUUUUAACAGUGUUUGCAAGCAGGAAGAAAUAAUCCACUAUAAAAAAAUCUUUGCCCUGCUCACACUUGUCACAGUUCAUUUACAUACCUGAUCAGUUGUAAUAAACUGCUGCUUAACCUCUGGCUUUGAUCUAUAAAGCACAAUUUUCUUUUUGUAAAGCUAAGGUCUAUAUUUCUGAUGGGAAGCUUCUCAUCAUUAAAAACACUUCUUAAAUCGGUUAUCAAUAUCCUUAUUGUGUUUGUCUCAUGCUGGCAUUAAAUUCUUUAGCUCAAUGUAUACUUUCCUUCAAUUAUAUUUUUGCAAGUCUUGUCUGUACAUACAUACAUCACACAAGGCAAAGCUUGUUAGACUUUUAAUCAUCUAUUAAAAGCUGAUUAGUUUACUUUUAUGUUAUAUAUUAAUGUUCUGUAAGUAAUAAAAAAACAGGUCACU
Molecule: messenger RNA, 6707 nt
Organism: Anas platyrhynchos (mallard)
Lineage: Eukaryota; Metazoa; Chordata; Aves; Anseriformes; Anatidae
Source: RefSeq, a predicted model, not a curated record